Molecule: messenger RNA, 1362 nt
Organism: Ostreococcus tauri
Lineage: Eukaryota; Viridiplantae; Chlorophyta; Mamiellophyceae; Mamiellales; Bathycoccaceae
Product: WD40 repeat
Exons: 1
Coding region: 1-1362 (453 amino acids)
Biological process (GO): DNA-templated DNA replication; rRNA processing
Cellular component (GO): nuclear pre-replicative complex
Molecular function (GO): protein binding
Source: RefSeq, a predicted model, not a curated record
AUGUCCGCGACGUCCGCGACGCGCGACGCCGUGGUCCUGUGCGCCGCCGCCGUGGACGCCGACGUCGUCGCCGUGGACGCGCGCACGGGGGCGCACGUGCGCGCGAUGGGCGUGCCCAAGGGAUUCGCCGCCGGCGGCGUCGCCGCGGUCGGGGCGAACGAACUCGCGGUGCUCGCGCCGGGAAAGCGCGCGAUCGCGCGAUACGGGCGCGGACGCACGUCGGUGACGUCGACGACGACGACGGGCGAACGACCGAGCGCGAUCGCGGGGACGACGUGUGGACGGCUCAUGGCGAGCGGGACGGCGAGCGGGACGGCGAGCGCGUGGGAGGCGUCGAGUGGACGGUUGCUCGCGCGGUGGCGCGCGCACUUUAAGGGGGUGAGCGCGAUGACGUUUACGCCGUGUGGAAGCGUGCUGAUCACGGGUGGAGAGGAUGGGGCGGUGCACGCGUGGCGGGUGAGCGAACUGACGGAGGACGGCGGCGGCGGGGGGGGGGUACGCGCGUGGCGGAGUUGGACCGAUCACGCGCUCGCGGUGAGCGACGUGACGUGCGGGAGGAUGAGUGGAUGUGGUGGUGACGUCACGGUGGUGUCGUGCAGCGCGGAUCGGACGUGUAAGAUUUAUGGGUUAGGGAGCGGGGCGACGCUUCGGCAGGUGCGAUGUCCGACGGCGCUGACGUCGUGCGCCCUGGACGCGUGCGAGGCGACUUUAUACGCCGGUGGAGCCGAUGGACGAGUUUUUGAGAUCCCAUUGAACGGAGCGCCGUCGAUGGCGGUGAGCCUGGACGGCGGUCUGGACGCUCGCGAUGGGAUGAUUGCCCUGGAGGGACACUCCAAGCGCGUCGUCGGCGUCGCGUGCUCCACUGAUGGCGACUUCGUCGUGAGUGCGAGCGAAGACGGCACCGCCCGCGUGUGGGACUGCGCGUCUCGUCAGACGUUACACAUCUUGCGUCAUCCAAAGCCACCAAUAUGCGAUGUACUGCUCGUUCCUCUGUCCGCGUACGCGGAAUCCAGUCGAGGCGACGCGGGCUCGUCUCGAAAACGAGCAAAGACGACGCCAGCUCCGACGCUGAGCAAGAUUCUGAUCGGUACGGGCGAUCGAAGCGGAUUGAAACCGUGGCAGGGCGCACCCGUGGCGCUCGCGGGCGCUCGUGAGUCGUCUCGACCACGCGCCGCAGCCGCCGCUCGAACCGCCGCCGCUCGAGCUGUCCCAGCGGACGCCGAAUCAGAAAUCGCGCGUCUCAAAUCCGAUCUCGCCGCUCGCUCCGACGACGUCUCCACCGCACGAAACGACGCAGAGAAGUGGAAAAAGCUCUACAACGAUCUCAAAUCCAUCGUCGACGCGCAGCUCGUCGAUAAUUAA